Messenger RNA from Rhizophagus irregularis DAOM 181602=DAOM 197198, 1648 nucleotides. RefSeq lists its product as uncharacterized. The record is from RefSeq and is a predicted model, not a curated record. Gene Ontology annotation, molecular function: protein binding. NCBI's taxonomy places the organism in Eukaryota, Fungi, Glomeromycota, Glomeromycetes, Glomerales, Glomeraceae.
AAAUUACCUUUCAUUGGUUAUUACCUUAUUUUCUUUGUGUAAUCGGUUUGAACUACCCUGACUCACCCGAUGAUUUAUGUUUAUCAGUUAAAUAUUACUAUAUUCGUUAACAUCAAAGACAACAAAGAUAGCCAAUUUUUUUAUAUUUAUUGGAAGAAAUGACACAACUGAAUUGUCCUUUGUCUUUUUUUUGGACCUAAUUUCAUUAUUUUUUAUUUUUUUUUAAAAAAAUUAUUCUUAAUGGCUCGAUUAAUUUUCUACUUAGUUUUGUUCCUAACUUACGUUACGUUUUCGAGUGCUGCAUAUAAUUUCUCUGCUUAUGUUCCUCCUUCUAUAGUUUUAAAUGAUAAAUAUUUCGUCGAUGUUGAGCAAGAAAUUCGAGUUGGAUUUAGAUUAUUUGAUGCGUCAUCAGUAAACAAAGAUUCAAAUGUGAUCAAGUAUCAAAAUUUACAAUAUACUACCAACACGCCAGAUGUUAAAUAUCCUAGAGUAGUUGGCAAUAAAAAUAAAUUAUUCUUUUUUGGAGUGAACGGAAAUGAUGUUUUUGAAUCAACCAUAAUGUUCUCGUUCGAUAUUAAUGAAAAAGUCUGGAAAGAAUUAAAAGAUGUUAAUAUGCCAUCACAUUUAGAUCCAAACCAAGAAGAGAAUUUUGUCGGUCCUGAUAAUGAUGGAAAUGCUUAUUUAUUAUAUAACGACAAUAAUAUUAUGCUUACUUUUAACACUGAAACAUUGCAAUGGAAUGAAUAUUCUAUUCAAUCCUUCGUUCCAACCGGUUACGCUUACUAUGUUUGGUAUACUGCCACAAUAUUAACCGAUGGAAAUAUUGCGUACAUCGGAGGUAAAUUUUCUAAUGGCACGGGUUACGUUGAUGCUCCAAUGAAUCAGUUUUAUACUUAUAAUACAAAAACCCAUGCUUGGGCCGCUAAGUCCACCAUUGGAACUACUCCUGGGCCAAGGAAUAGCCAUUCGGCCAGCUUAACUUCGGAUGGUAGAAUAAUUAUUUAUGGAGGCGUUAAUGCAAAUGACCAGCCAGCUUCCCCGUCAUUAGCUGUAUUAGAUACUAAUAAAUAUGAGUGGUCUGCACCUACUGAAAAUAAUCCAAUUGGGUCAUUAUACUUAGCUCCUUCCGUAAUAGUUAACGAUUUGAUGUUUUUAUAUCUUGGUGUUAAUAUUUCCUCGAACGUUCCUACUAUUUUUAAUAAAAUAUUUGUGCUCGAUACAUCAAGUUAUACUUGGAGUAGUUUAGAUCCCGUAGUAACCGAUAGUGAUGAUAAUAUUUAUAGUAAUGGCAAUAACCAAUUAACCGCAGUUGUUGUAAAUAAGAAUGAUCUCACGAUGAAAUUACUUAUUCUUUUAAUCGUAAUUAGUUCUAUACUUGUUUUGGCGAUACUUGGAGCUACAUUUUAUAGAUUGUAUCGAUCGAGACGUUUAAAUUCUCAAAUUAGUCCAAAGGUAAUUGAUAAUUCCCAUCAACAACCAGCUUAAAGUCAAGUAUAAUUAACUUGUAGUUAUAGUUUUCUUCUACGAUGAUUUUUUUAGUUGUUUUUUUUUAAUGUAUAUACUGUAUCAUGUUUAUUAGUUGUAUACAUAUUAUGUAUGAAAUAUUGUAAUAAAUUUUGUUAAAUUUGAUUUUUUCUGUUAAAGUAAA